AUAAUUCUACCAAAAGAUCAAAUUAAAGAAUUUUAAAUGUUGUUGAAAAAUAUGAAAAGUAGCAAUAUCAUUCCAAAGUGCUGCAAAAAUACCUUGUGUUGAACUGGAGUGCUUUCCAUCAGGAAAAGGGGCAGUGGGAAGGGACCAUGGGAUAUCACUGAAUCUCCUUGAGUUUCUGGUCACACUGCCCAUGACGCACCCCAUCUUUACACCACACCUGUGCCAUAAUUCCUAUGUGCCCUCAAUUCUUUUGCAACUCUAAACCCCAGCAAAAUACCCUUAAUUAGGUGCAGGCCAGUUGCAAAAAUCAGAUAAAGCUCCCUGGCAGGCAGCUGCUUCCAGGAGCUGCAUCUCCUGAUGGAGAGGAGCGUUGUGCAACUCGGGAAGAGCAUCACCAGCCGUGGGCUGGCAGCGGGCAGAGCAGCUGUGGUGAGACCAGGGUGUCACCUCACAGGAAAGCUGCAGACAGAAGCAGUGGUGGCUCUCUGGCCCAGGGGACUGACCAGGUACCUGAACCCCCCUGGCAGGACCAGGUGAGUACCCACUGAUGCUUCUCCUAAAGAACCUGGGAUUAGGGAAGCGGUGCAGAGGGGAUUUACAGGAGCAAGUCACCACCCUGCACCGAAACCUGCCUUGAAUGACCUUCCCCUGCUCCAUUUCUUUCUUCCUUUCCCCUCCAAAAUAGAGUGGGAGAUUCCUAAACAGCCUCUCAAUGACUGCUAAGGCAGGGAGAGCACUAUGAACCAAGGGGGUUGGCUGUUUUCUAGCCCAGGAGGCAUUUUGUAUGGGGAUUAGUGCUUUCACAGCAAUUACACAAAUAACAUCUCUGCAUAAAUAUUAGAGAGGCUUUGGAGCGACUGAAGCAUCUCUUUAGGCUAAAUUUGAGGGAGACAUGGGCUAUGGCAGCAGCACCUCCCCAUAAAUAAUUGUAUUUAUUUACAAGAGCUGUUAAUCAUAUCUGUUCACUCACCCUGCGCUGCAGUUGAGUUGAACGGGACAGGGAGCUGAAAAGGAGAAUUGGGUUAAUUCAGAGGAGAAAAGGGCAGAGGAAUGGGUGUUGAGUUUGGACACAAAGCUAAGAAAGGGGUGUUUUCCACCAGUUGAAGGUCAUUUUGCUGUUUCAUCAGAAAUUUGGGACUCCUUGAGUGCCUGACCUCGACCAGCUCCCGCAGCCACCAGCAUGGACAGCGAUGACACCAUCACUGAAGAGGUCUGCAGGGAGGAUGACGUUGGGGAUGGACAGCUCCUGGAGGUGAUGGUGGCUGGCUACCCAGUGCUGCUGGUGAGGAACAGGAUGGAAUUCCAUGCCCUAGGCAGCAAAUGUCCCCACUACGGUGCCCCGCUGAGCAAAGGGGUCUUGAGAGGGGAGAGGCUGCGCUGCCCCUGGCACGGGGCCUGCUUUAACAUCAGGACUGGAGACAUUGAGGAAUACCCUGCUCUGGACUGUGUCUCCUGCUUUAAGGUAACAGUGGAAGAUGGAAAGGUGUUUAUUACAGCAAAAAAGAAGGACCUGGAAAGCAGCCUGAGGGUGAAGGACACAAGCAGGAGGUGCCUCCUCAACAGGAACACAAUGCUGCUGCUGGGGGGAGGUGUGGCUGCCCUGGUGUGUGCAGAGACUCUUCGCCAGGAGGGAUUCACUGGCAGGAUCAUCCUGGCCACCAAUGAGAAACACGUUCCCUAUGACAAGUCCAAACUGAGCAAGGAAAUGAACUUGAAAGCUGAGGACGUCUACCUGAGGAAACCCGAAUUCCUCGAGGCUCAGGGCAUAGAGCUCUGGACAGAGAAAGAGGCAGUGUCCGUGGAUUUCCAGAAGCAGAAGGUUCGCUUCAUGGAUGGGUCCUCUCAGAAGUACCACCAGCUGCUCAUUGCAACAGGCAGCCACUGUGGUUUCCUCAAAGUCCCAGGUGCAGACCUGCAGAACAUUUGCACACUUCAAACCCCUGAAGAGUCCAGCAAGAUCUUGGAGCUGGCAACUGGGAAGAAUCUGGUGAUUGUAGGAGCUUCAUUCAUAGGAAUGGAGGUGGCUGCCUUCCUCUCAGACAAGGCUGGAACCAUCUCAGUGGUGGAAAGAGAGGAGUUCCCUUUCCAGCAUGCCCUGGGUCCUCAGGUUGGAGGUGUCACCAUGAAGAUGCUGCAAAAUAAAGGGGUGAAGUUCCACAUGAAAACAGAACUCUGUGAGCUGAAAGGAAAGGAUGGAAAGGUCACAGAGGCUGUCCUUGCCAAUGGAAAGAAUCUCCCUGCAGACGUGGUAGUGGUGGGAAUAGGGUCGACCCCCAACUCAGCAUUUCUGAAGGGCACCCCCAUUGCCAGAGAUGACAAAGGUGCCAUCCUGGUGAAUCUGCACAUGCAAACCAACAUCCCGAACGUGUUUGCUGCGGGGGACGUGGUCACCUUCCCGGUAGCGCUGCUCGAUGGGGCCAGGUCCAGCAUCCACCACCAACAAGUGGCUGAGGCCCAUGGCCACUGUGCUGCUUUAAACAUGCUGAAGAGAGGGAAGGAGUUGCACACUGUUCCUUACUUCUGGACCACGUUGCUUGGGAAAAGCAUCCGCUAUGCAGGCUGUGGGAAGGGAUACACGGACACUGUUGUGAAAGGCAGCCUGGAGCAACAGAAAUUCCUGAUCUUUUACAUCAGGGAUGGCCGUGUGACUGCAGCUGCCAGCCUGAACUGUGACCCCAUGGUGUCUCUGAUUGCAGAAGUUUUUUACUUGGGGAAACAAAUCUCCAAAGAAGAAGCAGAGGCCUGUGACAUUGGCAACAUCCCCUCACUGGCACAAAGCUAAGCUUGGUGUGUGCCCCUUGUGAGGGGUUCACAACCAAGUGUUAACAGCUCCACAUCCUCCCACCCUGGAGCAAUAAAACCAUCAUCAAAGCUGAA
Cyanistes caeruleus (blue tit) is the source of this 2877-nucleotide messenger RNA. Lineage: Eukaryota; Metazoa; Chordata; Aves; Passeriformes; Paridae. The record is from RefSeq and is a predicted model, not a curated record.